Molecule: messenger RNA, 2479 nt
Organism: Ochotona princeps (American pika)
Lineage: Eukaryota; Metazoa; Chordata; Mammalia; Lagomorpha; Ochotonidae
Gene: ING5
Product: inhibitor of growth family member 5
Exons: 8
Coding region: 108-851 (247 amino acids)
Biological process (GO): positive regulation of apoptotic signaling pathway; positive regulation of DNA-templated transcription
Cellular component (GO): nucleus
Molecular function (GO): chromatin binding
Source: RefSeq, a predicted model, not a curated record
UGAUUGGCAGCGGAGCUGAGGCCCUGAGCCUAGUGAUGGGCGGAGGAGCAGGGCUGGGUCGUACUAGCUAGCGCCCAGGAGCCCUGGGUACCUUGGGGAGGUUCGUGAUGGCUCAGGCCUGGAGGCCGCUCGGUCCCCGGCUGGGAGAAAGGCUGGUCCCAUUGGGCAUCGAGAAUCUGCCCUGUGAACUGCAGAGGAACUUCCAGCUGAUGCGGGAGCUGGACCAGAGGACGGAAGAUAAGAAAGCAGAGAUCGAUAUCCUGGCUGCUGAAUACAUCUCCACUGUGAAGACGCUGUCAGCUGAGCAGCGUGUGGCACACCUGCAGAAGAUCCAGAAUGCCUAUAGCAAGUGCAAGGAGUAUAGCGAUGACAAGGUGCAGCUGGCCAUGCAGACCUACGAGAUGGUGGACAAACACAUCCGGAGGCUGGAUGCAGACCUGGCACGCUUUGAGGCAGAUCUAAAAGACAAGCUGGAGGGUAGUGACUUUGAGAGCUCAACAACCCGGGGGCUGAAAAAAGGUCGGGGUCAGAAGGAAAAGAGAGGCUCCCGGGGGCGUGGCCGGAGAGCCUCCGAAGAAGACACCCCCAAGAAGAAGAAGCACAAAGGAGGGUCUGAGUUUGCAGACACCAUCCUGUCUGUGCACCCCUCUGAUGUGUUGGACAUGCCUGUGGACCCCAAUGAACCCACCUACUGCCUGUGCCACCAGGUGUCCUAUGGGGAAAUGAUCGGCUGUGACAACCCAGAUUGUCCCAUUGAGUGGUUCCACUUUGCCUGCGUAGACCUCACUACAAAGCCCAAAGGAAAAUGGUUCUGCCCAAGGUGUGUGCAGGAGAAGAGGAAGAAGAAAUGAGGAAAGGCUGGGCCAUGGAUGGAAAGAUGGGUGUAUCUUUCACUCACGUUGCAAUAUUGUUUUUGGUUUUAAAGCUACCUUGUUUCCACUGAUAAUUAGUAACUCAAUGGCUGCUUCUGGAUCUUUCUGAACUCAAAACAAGAGCACCCUGUGUGCACUAUGGAGCGGUCCUGUGGGGCCUGCCACGGACUGGGUUCUCUGGAUUGAGUGUGGCAGACCCUGAGCAGGACCUGAGGGGACUGGGGGGCGGGGAGGGAGGGCCAGGGCUGCCAGCAGGUGUGGGUUGGGUUAGGGUGGACACUUGUAGUGGGGUAUACUGUCGCCACCUCACAACUGAGGUAUCAGCCGGGCAUUGUCUGCAGUUUUCCAGACUUCUCAUGGCCAGGGGCUCCAUGUACCCCCACCAUGGUAGGCACACCUGGUCCGUCAGCCCCGUGGGGGAGCACACCUUUGCCGUCAGUCGUGUGGAGUUAUGCAGUGUGGCUGGUCUGCCCUCUGUGCUGUGUUCUGACCCUGGCUCAGGUCAUCUGGACUCUGGCUGAGGACACUGCUAUGAUGCUGGGAAAUAGUCUCCCGGCUCCCUGCACUGCCUCAACUGGGUGAACCUCUGGACUAGGCAGCUCUGGUAGCAUGAGGCUUUGGGUCACGAUGCCCAGUGUUGACCUGAGGCGGCUGGACAGCUGGGCUUGUGGAAAUGCCUAAUGUUUUUACUGUGAAGAUGAAGUCUUAGCAUGCAGACUGUGGGCGUGUCUGUGAAGUGCUCUGUAGCUUGGUGGUGAAGCUAUUGUGCCACGGUAGGAGACCAGUGGGUUUGUGUUGAAUCAGCAUCUGCCAAACUGAAGCUGAACCAUCUUGUGGUUUGUGGUUGGGGGAAAUGUUCAUGUGGCCUGUUGGGGUCUCCCGGGGUUGAGGGGAGCUCAGAAGGUGGAACUGGGACGAGGCCCUCCUGCUCCCUAACAUGUUACUGUGGUGCUCUCUCCUACACGGAGCGGGUGUCAGUGUCCACUCAGGCGGCUGACCUUGGCUCGCUGCGGCUGGCCUGCAGGUGUCUGCCAUUGUUGGGGGGUGUGUGGGACCCUAGUCAGAGAAAAGUGUGGUCCCUGUCCAACCAGGCCUGGAGCCGGGGGAUGCGUUGUUGUGUGAUGACCGAGCAUUCCGUCUGCACAGGUGCGGCAAGGAUGCUCGCUGGGGAGGAGUCAGCUGUGGAAGUGUCUCUUCCCUGAUCAUGCUCUGUUGGGGAGAGGAGGGCACAGGGGUCCCAGCCGACCUCCUCUUUCCUUGUUACCUUUGCACACUGCAUGCCCUCGCCCCUGUGCCUGCAACUGGUGUCACACACAGCGGUAGCCUGCAUGUCACCAGCAAGCCACCUGCUCUGACUUCACAUCUGUUCUGUUUACUUGGGGGUUUCAACAGUGUCACUAAGAUCCCUUGCAGGUGUGUCUAGAAGGGAGCCCUCAGCCCCCUGCCAGGAACAGCCGGUGGGGUGGGGACCACUCCUACCAUGGCCCAGCAUCACUGCGAUAGCACAAGGAGCCACAUGGAGGCUUGGCUGCCUUUGCCGGGUUGUCUUGAGACCUGGGGACCUAUCCGAGGUGGCACCCCACCUCACCCCCAACUUCUGUUGUGCG